AUGCAGUCAUGCUGCAUAACAACGGUAUACGGUGGUUCACCAGCAACACUAGUCGGUGAGACUGGUGUAAAUAUGGUUGCAAUGGUCGAUACAGAAGAAGUGGAUGACUACACUGUGAUAUGCAAACAAAAGAAUGCUCAUUCACGGGGGUUAGUUGGAGUGUGGUCGUUCCGAGCUGGCAACGGAAUUGUUGGUCUCGUUACUGUAGGACAUGACUCUGUAAAGCUCUGGAGAAUGGACGAAAGUGUUAGCGGAGCUGUCACUCUCACUAGUAAGGUUGAGAUGCAGGAAUGGCGAACAGCAGUGCAAUCUGCUGAUGUCACUAGCGAUGGAAAAUGUAUCUGCGUGGUAACCAUUGAUUCAAUGUUCUACGAAAUUGUUCUUGGCGACGAGGGUCCUGUUGUUAUGCCACACGACUUUGGAGUUAUGGAAACCUGGCAUGUGCGAAUCGCAAAAAGCAAGACAAAGUACAUCACGACGGGGUUUUCUGGUUAUAUCAAAGAAAUUGAUCUCAGUGGUAGGAUUUCCCGCCAGGAAUCCUUCCCGUCUGCGAAGGUCGUUGGAGCUCUGGCAUAUGGCAGUAGCAGCCGUCGCCUUGCAGUCUCAACUUUCGAAGGAAUAUUGCAUAUUUUUGAUGCAUCAACAUUAAAAUCGGAGACAACAAUUGAAGCGCAUUCGAAGAAAGUGAGAGCGUUGGCUUUCCUCCCCGGUGAUGAUGAAAUUUUGACGGGUUCUGAUGAUAAGACGAUCAAGCUUCAUUCGAUUGGAGGAGAACGACCUAAAGUUGAGCGGAUUUACUGUGGUCAUCGAAGUGCUGUACUAUCGCUUGCGAUAGACGAUCGUGCUGAUGGAAGCAGAUUCGCAAGUAGUAGCCUGGAUGGACAGAUUUUACUUUGGCACAUUGAACAGCCUACGGCUCUUCAGCAGCUUCCAAGCCCACAUAUUGGAGCUGUGACUACAGUAGUGUUCUUACCUACCGGCCGACAUUUGGUUUCCGGCGGAGAAGACGGCGUAGUUGCAUGUUAUCGAAUUCCUCAAGCAGGCAUGACGUCUCCAGGCAAUAUAGUUCAGGAGGAUGAAAACAAUCUAUCUUUCCUUGAUCAAACUGAUGAAAGAGAGAGAAGCGAACCGAUGGAAAUGGAUCUGGGCAACGGGUGA
Messenger RNA from Necator americanus (New World hookworm), 1158 nucleotides. RefSeq lists its product as uncharacterized. The transcript has 13 exons. The record is from RefSeq and is a predicted model, not a curated record. Lineage: Eukaryota; Metazoa; Nematoda; Chromadorea; Rhabditida; Ancylostomatidae. Gene Ontology annotation, cellular component: Cdc73/Paf1 complex. Bases 1 to 1158 code for a protein of 385 amino acids. Gene Ontology annotation, molecular function: protein binding.